Talpa occidentalis (Iberian mole) is the source of this 741-nucleotide messenger RNA. RefSeq names its product ferritin heavy chain-like. The record is from RefSeq and is a predicted model, not a curated record. Gene Ontology annotation, cellular component: cytoplasm. The coding region runs from base 1 to 741 and encodes 246 amino acids. The transcript has 2 exons. Gene Ontology annotation, biological process: iron ion transport; intracellular iron ion homeostasis. Gene Ontology annotation, molecular function: ferrous iron binding; ferric iron binding. NCBI's taxonomy places the organism in Eukaryota, Metazoa, Chordata, Mammalia, Eulipotyphla, Talpidae.
AUGAACAAAAUGAUGCUCUUUAAACCAACAGAGCAUGCAGCUGUUAUGGAUUAUAUGGCCUCCAGAACCCUGACCCUGCCUUCGCGGAGAUUCAACAGUGCUUGGACGGAACCCGCUCGUCCCCCACCUCUUUCCCCCACCUCUUUCCCCCACUACCCCUCCCCGCCCCCGCUGCUCCCACCGUGGGAUCAGUCCCCCUGGCAGGUGCUCCAGAACUACCACCAGGACUCGGAGGCCGCCAACAACCGCCAGAUCAACCUGGAACUCUACGCCUCCUACGUCUACCUGUUCAUGUCUUACUACUUUGACCGUGAUGAUGUGGCUUUGAAGAAUUUUGCCAAAUAUUUUCUUCACCAAUCUCAUGAGGAGAGGGAACAUGCUGAGAAACUGAUGAAGCUGCAGAACCAACGAGGUGGCCGCAUCUUCCUUCAGGACAUCAAGAAACCCAACGGCGAUGACUGGGAGGACGGGCUGAAUGCAAUGGAGUGCGCCUUACACUUGGAAAAGAGCGUGAAUCAGUCACUACUGGAGCUGCACAAACUGGCUACUGACAAAAACAACCCCCAUUUGUGUGACUUCCUGGAGACUCAUUACCUGGAUGAGCAGGUGAAAUCCAUCAAAGAACUGGGUGACCAUGGAACCAACUUGCGCAAGAUGGGGGCCCCCGAAUCUGGCAUGGCCGAGUAUCUCUUUGACAAGCACACCCUGGGAGACAGUGACAAGAGCGAAGCUAAGUCUUAG